UGAUUUUGCAUUUCCGGGACUGUUAUGCUUACUAACAGUUCUCCCUGUCAGCACGGACACACUGCUCUAGAUGGCUGUGCACAGCACAGCCAUCCAGAGCAGUGUGCUUACAGUGAAGCACACAGACACUGCCUCCUAGAAAAAACACUCCCUGCACACAGUUAACCCUUUGAUCGCCCCUCAUGUUAACCCCUUCCUGCCCAGUGCCAUUAGUACAGUGUCAGUGCUUUUUUUUUUUUAGCACUGAUCACUGUAUUGGUGUCACUGGGGAUGUCAGUGACAUCAAGUCAGUUCCUCCCAGUGUCAGAAUGUCCGCUGCAGUCUCUCUAUAA
Molecule: messenger RNA, 332 nt
Organism: Staurois parvus
Lineage: Eukaryota; Metazoa; Chordata; Amphibia; Anura; Ranidae
Source: the annotation of a GenBank genome assembly